CAUGAGGGAAUCAGUGCGUGGAGACCCGCACCGAAGUGCCAAUAGCAUGGUCGGUAACACCACAACUACUUUGUACCUCUCUUUUCAGAGAGACUAAUCAACUGGACUGGACCGAUGCUAGCGAUUCGCGAGUGCAUCCCUUCGCGAUCCCUCGGCCCUCGUGGAGAUGACGAGAGUUGCCGCCGGCAGCGGCGGCCCUGUUCAGAAGUGGAAAACUGCAAAGCGGCCAGAACCCUCUGUGGGCCAUAACUUGAUCCUUCAUGCCUUCUCUUCCCUCAUGGCUUGAUAGCUUGGCGUUAUCACCUUGUGAGGCCGCUUUGAAAACUGUCAUUGUAGCAAGCACGCAAAAAAUAAAGCAUGGUGCAAACUGUAUACGCUCAGAAGAGCACUAUACGGAGUUGGGCAAUUGUCCGCUCGUUAUCUCGACCCGCUUCCAUCAAGCAAUGAUGAAUGUGGACCCGGUCAGAACCCACCCUCGCGUGCGCCACAGCGGAUUUGGACUGGGUUUGGGGAGCAAAGAGGAGAUGAGAGCGGAGCUGGCGAGCGACCGAAAAAAGGUGACAGUUAGCAAGACCAUGGCAUCAACCUCCUACCAGCGCUGGCUAGGUAGGGGCACCAGUGCACCGCCCGAGAGUUACCACUCUUUUGCCCCCCUCUCGGUUAGAUUCUGCACGAGGGCGCCUGGCACCCUGACACUCACUCUCCCUUUCGGCAUUACUCCCUUGCUCGUUGCACCCCUCGGAGAGGUUCGUGUCUGCUUUCCUCUUGUCACUUGUCGCGUGCAUCAUUGGCCGACUCAAUUGGCUGAUAUCAACCACGCUUCUAUAGCGUGCGAAGAGGGGCCGCCCGGAGGAGAGACCGGGGACGCAGUUCGCCCAUGAGGUGCCGGUUAACGACGAAGACCUUUUUGUCGCAUUGCAGUACAUGCGCCCUGGCAUCCCCUUGCCCAGCAACUAGUGCCGCUACUAUCUAGGCGAUGGCAGAAAGCUAUUCCAUGCCAUCCGAUAUCCUGACCAGCGUGGGACCCCCAUUGUGUGGUCCCAGGAUGGCAUCGCGCACUACCGCACUCAACUGAGACCUUCCUCAGUGGCCAUGGGGCCUCGCUUGAUUCAUUGACCUCUCGCCCCUGCACGCUCGUGGGGCCAGCA
Messenger RNA from Xylona heveae TC161, 1148 nucleotides. RefSeq lists its product as hypothetical. NCBI's taxonomy places the organism in Eukaryota, Fungi, Ascomycota, Xylonomycetes, Xylonales, Xylonaceae. Bases 261 to 881 code for a protein of 206 amino acids. The transcript is spliced from 2 exons. The record is from RefSeq and is a predicted model, not a curated record.